AUGGAGCGGGAGGCACUAGAGGAGGCCUGUGACGAGGUCGUCGCCGCACAGGAGAAUGCCGACCGCUUGGAACGGCUCACAACGAAGCGCGACCAAGCAUCAAGGAGGCGCGCUGCCGAGCUGGCCGCUCGCAAGGAGCAACUUGCCCGGCGCGAGCAGCAGGUUGCUUCACGAGAGGAGGCGGCCAGCGAGAGGGAGGAGGCCAUGCGGUUUGCACAGGCGGACCUCUGCCGCCAGAACGAUGAUCUUGAGCACGGACGCGCCGACCUGCUCCACCGGGAGGAGCAGGUCGCUCUGCGUGAGAUGGAGGCUGACUUGGCAUCGUCAGCGCUUGCCGCCUGGGAGGAGCAGGUCGCACGACGUGAGGUGGAUGCCGAUUUGGCGUCGUCAGCACUCACCGCCCGGGAGGAGCAUGUUGCCAACCAGGAGGUCGACUUAACCGCCCGAGAGCAGGCUAUGAAGGCCCGGGCCGAGCAACUGGAGCAGACCCGGAUUGAGGCGGCUGCCCGACUCGAGCAAGUACGGGCCGCGAAGGGUGUCCCUGCCAUCACCACCGACAGCAGCAGUCUCGAGACUCGACUGAAGAACGCCGAGGAGGAGCUUGAUACCGUCUUUCAAGAGUGGAUAAAUGUAAAGCUGAUGAUGUGGGAUAUCCUUCGGCAGGCGCGGGACUUCGUGGAGGCAGCCGGGCUCAGGUGUGUGUCUGUGGGUUCCCAGGGGCUGGAAAUGGAAACAAUAGGCCAUCUCGCCUUGGGGUUCUCCGAGAUUGCCCGGCGCCUCAACGCUCUCUCUGCCGUUGUACAGGAGCUGGCGACUCGGGAGGAGUGUGCGCUGGCCCAAAGUGUGGCCGAGCACAUUCUCGCUAGCUACAGCAGCCGAGACCCUGCCUUCCCACUGGAGCCAGCUCGGCAGGGUGUGGUUGAGGUAGAGGAAGCUGCCGCCCUGGCGGCCGUCCGUGACGUCGCCACAGUGGUGGCGGAAUCUUUUUUGCGGGAGCCUGGCCCGAGCAGUGACAGCAGCAGGAAAGCGUGCCCUCCUCCUUAG
Molecule: messenger RNA, 1044 nt
Organism: Phragmites australis (common reed)
Lineage: Eukaryota; Viridiplantae; Streptophyta; Magnoliopsida; Poales; Poaceae
Exons: 1
Coding region: 1-1044 (347 amino acids)
Source: RefSeq, a predicted model, not a curated record